AGCAUCCGAGCAAUUCAACAACCGCAUGGCAUGAGUGAAGAGAAGGCCAGACCGAUAGCUGAUGGCUCGUUAGGACUUGGCGAUGAUUUCAUCCUCACUUGAGGCGAUGACCUUUUUUGGGAUCCAUAUCUGGCGUCAUCAUCAUAAGCACCGACAUAUACAUAUUUGGACCUCUGUCUCUCGGCGCCCAGAGGAUGGAGAUUUUCUCUCGUAACGCCUUGCAAGCAACUCGGUGACGACAACGACGGCAAUGGUGAUGUCCUCACGUAGAUGCUGUUGUACGGGUGAGGAAGAAGCGCGUCUCUCUUCGCCUGUUAUUCUGCCUCUCUAUUCUCUCUCCCCCCAAACCCAACACAGACACAAUACAACGCAAAAUGACCAACGGCACCGUGCGUAUGUUCGUCCUCGAGACCGAUGAGCCUCACCCGGCCACCAAAGCAACUCGAGGCAGUUUCGGAAAUAUAUUGGACGAACUCUUCAACGAAGCCGGCUCACAGCACACUCCACCCCUCAGUGUCGAAACGGACACGCACUACGUGGUCGAAGAUCCACCUAAACACCGCGGCCACGUCCCGACGGCGGACGAGAUCCCCGGAGAUACGCGAGCCAUCUUGAUCACGGGGAGCAUGUACGACGCCCACGGGAACGACGAAUGGAUCCUCAAGCUUCUCGACCUGCUGCGCCAACUGUGGCGCGAACGACCGUCUCUUCGAUUCAGUGGUGUCUGCUUCGGCCACCAGAUCCUCUGUCGAAUGCUGGGCGCCCACGUCAGGCCUCACCCGGACGGGAACUGGGAACUCGCCCACACGGAACUAGAACUCACGGAACGUGGCAAGAAGCUCUUCAGGACGGAGCAGCCGACGAUCCAACUGCACCAGAUGCACCAGGACCAAGUGACGACCGUGCCGUCGGCGGAAACGACCGACCUGCUCGGGCCGGAGGACGACAAAGUACACGUCUGGGCCACGACGGAUCACACGCGUAUCCAAGGGCUGUACCUGCGCGACCGGCUCUUCACGUCCCAGGGCCAUUUGGGGUUCGACGAGGACAUGGUGAGAAGACAGGUCGACAUGCGGGUCGAGAACGGCGGGAUCAAGGACUCGAGGUUCGCAGAGGCACGGAAAGAAACGGCCGAGUUGAAACACGAUGGGAUUCUUGUUGCGGGUGCAAUCCUCCGUUUCUUCCAUGGUGAAGAUCGAGAUAUAUCGUGAAUUUCAAUGACGAUAGAAC
This is a messenger RNA of Exophiala oligosperma, 1230 nucleotides long. RefSeq lists its product as uncharacterized. Lineage: Eukaryota; Fungi; Ascomycota; Eurotiomycetes; Chaetothyriales; Herpotrichiellaceae. Gene Ontology annotation, cellular component: cytosol; nucleus. The record is from RefSeq and is a predicted model, not a curated record. The transcript has a single exon. The coding region runs from base 375 to 1211 and encodes 278 amino acids.